Molecule: messenger RNA, 603 nt
Organism: Parnassius mnemosyne (clouded apollo)
Lineage: Eukaryota; Metazoa; Arthropoda; Insecta; Lepidoptera; Papilionidae
Source: the annotation of a GenBank genome assembly
AUGCACGCUCUAAAUAUAAGGCAAAUUAACUUUAAGGAAAUUGUUGAUGAUGCAUUCACAAGUCAAUUAUUGACUGAGUUUCCGGUGGUGUUUUCUGAUAAACUGGGAACUUGUAAAAAAACUCUUCAAUUAGAGCUGACGGAUAAGGAACCCGUGUAUGUUCGCGCGAGGCCCGUACCUCUCACGUUGCGCGCUCGGGUCGAGCAAGAGCUCAUGCGUCUCGAGCGAGAGGGCACAAUAUAUCGCGUCGAUCAUUCCGAAUAUGGCACGCCGAUAGUACCAGUUGUCAAGGAGUGUGGGGAUAUACGGAUAUGUGGGGAUUAUAAAAUAACUAUUAACCCUAAACUAAAACGGGACUAUUAUCCUCUGCCCAGGAUGAAGGAAUUAUUUGCUUCCCUAAGUGGUGGAGUGAAAUUUUCGAAAAUUGACUUGAAACAUUCAUAUCAACAAGUGUUACUGAGCAAAGAUUCCCAACCAUACACUGCAAUAACUACACAUAUAGGAACAUUCGUAUAUCGCUGCACUUAUUUCGGCUUAUCAUGUAUUUCCGAAAAGUUUCAAAACUUAUGGAAGAAACUCUGCGGGGUAUACCCGGGACAGUAG